Molecule: messenger RNA, 824 nt
Organism: Paramecium tetraurelia
Lineage: Eukaryota; Ciliophora; Oligohymenophorea; Peniculida; Parameciidae
Exons: 2
Biological process (GO): lipid metabolic process
Molecular function (GO): oxidoreductase activity, acting on the CH-CH group of donors
Source: RefSeq, a predicted model, not a curated record
AUGCUUAGGUAACAUUAAGAGUUUGCUAAAGUUAUCGUAAAUGAUUUUUUGGGAGGACCUAGAGUAAUCAAAUAGUGCCACAUAAUUAAUGCUUAAAAAGGAUUAACAGCCUUUUUUGUUGUUUUCCUCAUUUGGUGGUAUUAAAAUUUUUCUUUAGGUGCUUAUCUCUACUUGGCAUUGCAUGGUAGCUAUGGAGUCAUUUGGGUUGUCAAAGAUUUUACAUUUCCAGAUCGAACUUUUCAGAAUAAGAUUACGAUUGGUUCAUUAAUAUUCACUACUUUAUUAUUAAGCUUAUAUUGGGUUAUUGCCUGGUUAUAAAUAUCAAGUGGAAUACUAAAUCCAAGCAACGCUCGUGUAGUGACUGCUAUUUUUGCUUAUGUUUUUGGAGUUGUAUUAAUGAUUGUGAGCGAUUGCUAAAAAUACUAUACAUUGAAAUAUAAAUAAGGUUUGAUUACAGAAGGAAUGUUUAAAUACAAUAGGAAUCCUAAUUAUACAGGUGAAAUGGUAUUGUAUUUGUCAUUUGCAAUCCUUAGUGGACAUUGGUUAGCAUAUACUAUUCUAAUUUCCGUAUGGGUAGUUGGAUUUUAUGGGUUUAUGAUUAAUAAAGACAUUUCCUUUGCCAAAAAGCAAGGUUGGAAUGAGUAUAAAAAAUAAUCAUAUUUAUUCUUGUGGAAAAUUCAUUCAAAUGACAUCAUAAAUUAUGCAUUAUAUGGAGCAUUGGUGGCCUAUUUGAUUUGGGAUUACUAAGUAAGUGGAGCCAUUUCAUUAUUAAGAAAAUGAGUAUUUAAGUAUAUUAAAAGAAAAUAAUUUAUCAUAAUCAAAAA